AUAGACAGCGGCCGGGUCGGCAUUGAACGUUCGUUGCGGAGCUGCUUUGGAAUUUCGUUGAAACAGUUUCACAAAAUCCGUUCGCGUCGAAAGUGUCACAACUUAAUCCGCUAAGUUAUAAUUAGCGAUUGGGAGCUAGACAGCAAGGGAAAAACUCACGGAAAACGAGUGCAAUAACGAAAAGUGCUCCGAAUUUGGGUUCGUCGAGUGCAUCCACUGCUUGUAGCUAGGAAAGAAGCCGCUUCAACGUGCCGGAAAGUCUCAAGGUGGAAUCUUCGGGAGAUAGCCCCUGAAUUCGUGCUUGAAUAGUUGAUCACUCGUAUUUUCAAUCAGCUCGCAGGACUUCGCCAUAGUUCAUCAUGGUUCAAAGUUGCGGGUUGGCGUGCAUUAAAACGCUUCUAUUCGUCUUCAACUUUCUAUUCGCGGUAUGCGGUAUAGUUAUCAUCGUAUGCGGUGCAGUGUCCCUGCAUUUCAUGAAGGGGACUGGGCCACUCAUCGGAGAAAACUAUGUCAGCGCACCCAUCGCGCUCAUUGUAAUCGGGGUAGCUGUGUUCCUGCUAGCUUUCUUAGGAUGCUGCGGGGCGUCCCAGGAGAGCUAUUGCAUGCUCACUAUGUUUUCGACUUUGUUGUUCCUUCUGCUGUGCGCUGAAAUCACGGUCGGCGUUCUCGCAUUCGUUUACCGAGGUAAGGCGAAAGAGAUCACCGAGCAGCAGUUGAGGGCAUCAAUGAAUGACUACUACAAGAGGAUCGAGGUCAAUCCGACCAAGCAAGCCUGGGACUUCGUGCAAGAGAAGCUGGAAUGCUGCGGCGUGACCUCCUCCAUCGACUGGAAUAGCGUCGGGAACGUACCGCAAUCUUGUGGGAGUAACCCUAUCCACCUCAAAGGGUGUCUGGAUACGCUUGUGGCUAAAGUUGAACAAUUUUCAGUUUACGUAGGCGUCGCAGGUUUCGUCAUCGGGGCAAUCGAGCUGAUAGGAAUUUGUUUCGCUUGUUGUCUGGCGAAUGGGGUUAGAUCCUAAGAGUUACAGUUGCCUCAGGUGAAGGAAUGUAAUGCUUUCAUCGCGCUCAGAAAACCAUUAUUUUUUGGCAUUGAUUAGGCAGGAAGAAUUCCGUGUUUGGAAGGAGCAGGUGGAUCGAAAACGAUGAGCGAAUGGGAACUUAGUCGAAAAUCAUCUUGAUGAUGCAGCGGGGAGGAUAAUUGAGGAACCAAAGAAUUAUCCGUGCGCCUGUCACAUCCGAACGGUAUGAAGCGGCCGUUAUGGUAUCAAGCAUCCGAGCGAAAUUCUGGAAGAUUCUGUAAGGUCAGAGUUUGAUGAAUGGCUUCCGCAUCAAAAUGAUCAUCAUCGGAUCCACGGAACGGUAUUCAUCGAUCAAGAACCCGAGCAGAACUUCAAGUUCCUCCACUUUCUUUCUCGGUAGCAUCGAACCUCUAGACAGCAGAUGCCCGAGAGCUUUCACUGACCCUGAUGUUUCGCCAGGACUUGAGUUUCUGGGGAGAUCUUCCGAUUGCACUUCUGAAAAUUUCUUCCCGACGACCCGUAGCAUCUGUAAAUACGGGCAACAAUGUUUUGGAGCUGAUUGCCGCACCCGGUCCUCUACAUAAACUCGACACACGAUCGACGCGCCUGGCUUUCGGAGUGAAGUAAUUCACACCUCAAUAGGAAGACUUAUCCACGUCUUCGCGGCGCGCGCUCAGCGGCUCGCGGAUCACCAGAGAACGGAUACUCGUGCCUAGUAGAAAAGAUCUUCGAACUCCGAUGUGCGAAACAUUUCGAUACUGAGAGAGAAUCGACUCGUAAGAAAAGUCUCAUCGACAUGAAGACUCUAGUCAUCGAAUCAAAGUAGAUACACCUCGAACCUUUCGAAAUGGCCGAUCCUGAUCACUGCGAGCUCACUCAAAACUCGAAACUUGGAGAACUCCCGAGCGUAUCCGAAACCUUGAGAAGGAAGACCGCUGUUGAAAACAGCUCCAGAAUCGCCCGGCUGCGUCGUGUGGCAUAGAUUGUUUUUCAUUUUCGGAUGCCAUGCGUCCCACGGGUCAUGGAAGUGCUUUUAGCUUAUUUAUACAGAACGAUCAUUGGUGGGGAGAUCUGAGGACGGCUGGAUUUUAUUUCAAAUUCACACGAUGUAUUCCAUACCUUCUUGCCCAUAAGGAUGGAUGAUCGCGGAUUCCAACCAUUGAAGUCUCAAACCCGUUGGUUCUGCAGUGUAUGCUCCCCGUCUACGUAGACUGGAGAACUCCUCGAGUUGGCAUAUCCAGUCUUGCAUUGCCUAAUGGGUGUUUCCGCCCCGUUCCCUCACUAGAUUGCCUCAAAAUCUCCCGGAAGUCUGGAGACUGCCCGGGGACAUGUAGGGAUUACGUCACGAUUUUUUAUGGUCGAAUUCCGUCGUUCUGGCUGAAGAAAACGUUAUCGACCUCUAAUUCGUCCGAUCAGUUUCCGCGAGCGAGUCCCAAGUGCAUUUGUAAGGAGCCCCGCAUUUCGCGACCGCAUUUUGGGUUUCUCUACCGGUUCGGCUGUUCGCGAGAGUAGAUAGAAGUUUUACAGAGCAGUGCGGAUCGGAGGAAACAGGGAUUCGAGAUCUUAGCAGCGUUGGAGCACUAUCGAUCGGCAGCCGGAACCCGGGACGACUCUCUUUCCGUGACUCAUGAAGACUCUGGCAUUUGGUGUUUUAUGAAACGGGAGGCGGGUAUCGAAUACCUCGCUCAUUUCUUAUGCCUAUAUGCCAAUGCACAUUCCAAAGAAAAGAAAAUCGUUUCAAGCGACGAGUUCGGGCCCUACAUACAUAUAAGGACUCCAGGGAACGCUGGGGGUAUUCAGAUCCCCUGAUGAAAGAUGAGAAUAAUGUUUGCGAAGACGAAUACUGCUAUGUACUACAGAAUAAUAAUGUUUGAAUAAAGUAAAUUUACUAUUUAUAA
Galendromus occidentalis (western predatory mite) is the source of this 2917-nucleotide messenger RNA. RefSeq names its product CD63 antigen. Gene Ontology annotation, cellular component: plasma membrane. Lineage: Eukaryota; Metazoa; Arthropoda; Arachnida; Mesostigmata; Phytoseiidae. The transcript has 4 exons. The record is from RefSeq and is a predicted model, not a curated record. Bases 360 to 1019 code for a protein of 219 amino acids.